Molecule: messenger RNA, 271 nt
Organism: Funneliformis mosseae
Lineage: Eukaryota; Fungi; Glomeromycota; Glomeromycetes; Glomerales; Glomeraceae
Source: the annotation of a GenBank genome assembly
AUGACCAAUAGUUGGAAGGAGAGGGCCUUGAUGUCAGCACAUAGGUGUAAAAAAAAAAUUAUAAAGCAAACUUUAUGUUUAUUUCUCAUAUUAGAAGGAAUAAAGGAAGAAUCAUCAUUUAGAAAGCAUUUAGUGUAUGAUAACAAUAAAGUUUUAAAAUUUGAAGGAAUAAUUCUUAUGUUAGGUGAAGAUAUAAGCAAAGAUUGUAAUUUGAGAAACCAAGCAGAAGUCUUGAGAAUUUUCAGACAAGCUGCUGAAUAUUUAAGGUCAG